CAAAUCAUUUCCUCCGCACAUAAACACAAAUUUGCUUCUAUUUAGGGAAAAGACCUUCAGUCUCUCCCCUUUGUCUCUCUGGCUUCCGGCCAGCAAGGCGGCGUGCGGCGACCUUUGCAAACCAUAGAGCUGUUGGCCCGCGUGGACCUGGAGGCGGCCAGAGCGCUUAUGGCGGUGAGCACAAUAGAUGGCGAUCGUAAUUUGCAAAGGGCGGCAACGGCAGGGACGAAUGCAAUCAACGACAGUGAUGUUCACAGCAUCGUCCUGUCCUAUCUAAUUCAUAAUUGUUUCAAGGAGACAGCACAAACAUUUCUUGCUUGUACUGGGAUGAGCCAACAUGUUGAUUAUCUUCUAGAAAUGGAGAAACGAAAAACAAUUCUCCAUUAUAUAACUGAGGGGAAUGCUCUCAAAGCAACAGAACUAACAGAACAGCUAGUGCCCAACUUGCUGGAGGACAACAAAGAUCUGCACUUUGAUCUGCUUAGCCUUCACUUUAUUGACCUAGUGCGUUCAAGAAAAAUCAAUGAAGCAUUGGAAUUUGCUCAAACCAAACUCACACCAUUUGGAAACGUGGCAAAGUACGAUGAGAAGCUGGAAGAUUUUGCCACGCUGUUGACUUACGAGGAGCCUGAGAAAUCUCCAAUAUUUUAUCCUCUAAGCCCAGAGUAUCGAGAAAAUAUCACAGAUAAUCUGAAUAGGGCUAUCCUAGUUCAUGCAAAUCUCCCAAGCUAUUCUUCCAUGGAGAGAUUGAUACAGCAAGCAACUGUGGUUGGACAGUAUCUACAUGAAGAACUCGGCAAGGAUGGUCCUCCGUCGUUUUCUUUACAUGCUUUUCUGAAUAACUAGUCAUGAACAGAAAGAACAUCGUCGUAGUAGGAAGCAUCAGAAUUUCCAUUGCCGCAUGUGCUAGAAUUGUUUGCAACCUUUGCAUUUGGUCGUAUCCGAGUACUGUUAAACUAUAUGUAAAUUACUAAUUGCUUGACGAAAAUGCGCGGCUCUAGUGCUGCUUGUAGGAUUUAUCAUUGGAAUUUUCUUUGUUCCAUUAUCUAUCUAUUUCAGUAGCUUGUCGAGGUUGAUGAAAUGUAAUCCUCAUUUCCUUCUGAAACAUUAGCGCAACUAUUUGUUAGUCUAUUGUAAUAUCAAUAAUAGCAUAUUUAUUUA
Molecule: messenger RNA, 1161 nt
Organism: Zingiber officinale
Lineage: Eukaryota; Viridiplantae; Streptophyta; Magnoliopsida; Zingiberales; Zingiberaceae
Product: glucose-induced degradation protein 8 homolog
Exons: 7
Coding region: 169-846 (225 amino acids)
Biological process (GO): cytoskeleton organization; cell surface receptor signaling pathway
Cellular component (GO): cytoplasm
Molecular function (GO): protein binding
Source: RefSeq, a predicted model, not a curated record